AUGUCCAUGGAGCGUUUUGACUGUCAUUACUGCAAGAAUUCCUUGCUUGGAAAGAAAUAUAUUCUGAAAGAGGACACCCAGUACUGCACCAAAUGUUAUGAGAAUCUGUUCGCCAAUUGCUGCGAAGAGUGCUCUCUGCCAAUUAGCUGUGACUAUAAGGAUCUGUCUUAUAAGGAUCGUCACUGGCAUGAGCAGUGUUUCAAAUGUGCCAAAUGCAGCCGCUCUUUGACAGAGAAGCCAUUUGCGGCUAAAGAUGAUCUCCUGCUGUGCAAUGAGUGCUACUCCCAUGAGUACUCCUCAAAGUGCUAUACCUGUAAGAAAACCAUCAUGCCAGGUUCCCGAAAAAUGGAGUACAAGGGGAACAGCUGGCAUGAGACCUGCUUUCUGUGUCACCGCUGCCGUCAACCAAUGGGAACAAAGUCCUUCAUCCCUAAAGAUAAUAGCUACUUUUGCGUGCCCUGCUUUGAGAAGCAGUUUGCUUACCAGUGUUGUGAAUGUAAAAAAGCCAUUACCACCGGUGGGGUCACCUACCAUGACAAGCCCUGGCAUCGUGAAUGUUUCCUUUGCAUCGGCUGCAAGAGGCAACUGGCAGGGCAACGGUUCACCUCCAGAGACAACUUCCCUUACUGUCUGGAAUGUUUCAGUAACCUUUAUGCCAAGAAAUGUGUGAGCUGCACUAACCCCAUUACUAGCCUGGCGGGAGCAAAGUACAUCUCCUUUGAAGAGCGUCAGUGGCACAGUGAGUGUUUCACCUGUAUGCAGUGCUCCGUGUCUCUGGUGGGUCGCGGCUUUCUCACCCAACGCGAUGACAUCCUCUGCACCGACUGUGGUCGGGACAAGUAA
Molecule: messenger RNA, 843 nt
Organism: Chanos chanos (milkfish)
Lineage: Eukaryota; Metazoa; Chordata; Actinopteri; Gonorynchiformes; Chanidae
Gene: fhl5
Product: four and a half LIM domains 5
Exons: 5
Coding region: 1-843 (280 amino acids)
Cellular component (GO): nucleus; Z disc
Molecular function (GO): transcription coregulator activity
Source: RefSeq, a predicted model, not a curated record